CCUCCGCCACCAGAGUCGGCCCACCUCUCUCCUUCAUUCCUUCUCGGUCUCCCUCUUUCCCUCGGACCAUCACUUACAUUUACAACGAUAAUAGGACUCUGUGGUGGCACUUUCUCGUCCUUAUAGCUACUUCCUCCCUUCUUAAUCAACGUGUCACUGUCCUAUCUUGAGUUUUUGUUUGUAUUGUCCACCCUUCAGCCAUGGCCAGUAAACAGCUUGGAAAGCUUCGUCAAUGGGCUGGCGAAGUCAUAUCUUCACGCGAAAAGACGCAACCGUCCAGUGAGUUUGCUGCGUUGGAGCAAGAUAUGGAGACUAGGAAGAAGGGUAUCGAUAACUUGUAUACCGCGUCUAAGGACUAUGUUGAGCAUAUAUCGCUCAAGAACAAGUCUGAGGCGCUUCCUGAAGAGGAGGUCAUGAUGCAGACUGAAGCGCUGGGGAUGGUGAUGAAAAAGCAUGGAGAGGAGCUUGGGGAUGCGAGCGCUUUAGGACGAUCGUUGAUAAGUUUUGGUCGUGCGCGCUGCCAGAUUGCUGCCAUACAAAACAUUUACUCUGUGACGUUAACCGAUACCUUCCUCGCUUAUUUGUUGCGUUCGGGAGCUGAACUGGAUGAGUACGCCGCGCAGCGGAAGAAGCUAGAAUCGCGUCGGCUUGCAUACGACGCAGCCAUCGCGAAAGCUGAAAAGACAUACAAGAAGGAGAAGGAGAAGGAUAAGAAGGAAGCUGAGGAGGAGCUUGCGAAGGCGAAAGCAAGGUAUGAGGAGAUGGGGGAAGAUGUGCGUGCGAGGAUGGAGGAGAUAAGAGAGGGGGAGGUUGAGCAUCAGCGGGAGUUGGAGAGUUUCUUGCGGGUGGAAACGCAGUUUGUGGAACAGUAUUUGGGGGUGCUGAAGGAGGUCAAGUCUGAGUGGCCUGAACCAGACACUUACGCAGAUCUGAGAAGACCGACUUCGGCGUUCUCGACUCCUCAUGAGUUUAGUCGAACGUCUACGAGGAGUACAGACUCGAAGAGUUCUGAUGCGAAGCAAGCGCCGCAUGCCUCGUCUCGAUUCGGCUCGCAUCGUUCCAGCCGUUCGGUGCUGUCAGUGAGCUCGAAGAAGAGCGCGUCUACUCGUAGCACCACGAAUCAGCACGAAUCUUCUAGCGAAUCUGAAGCUGAGACUCCGCAUUCGCGAUCAUCUUCGCGUUUGUCUCGCAAAAGGUCUACCCGGAGCUCUAACGCGCACUCUCGCAACCCGUCUGUGACCACCAUCGGUGCGAUCGUCACAGACAAGACGACGGACGACGCUGUGUCGACGAAGAGCAAUGGGAAGGCUAAGAAGGCUUCUGGGAGUGGUGGUGUUACGGGCUGGAUGGGUGACGCGAUGUCGAGCGUCAUGAGCAGGAACAAGUCUCGCAAUACGGAUGUGGAGAACUUCGCUGCUUUGGGUGACGAGGAUGAAGUUGAGGGGGUGGAGAAGAAUGGUGCACAACGGAAGCAGCGAAGGUUGUCCAACCGAUCGACGAGGAGCGACAAGUCGAACGGUGGGAAGAGUCGAUCGCAGUCGAAAGAUCGUGCGGUGGAGAAUGGUGGUUCGAGUAAAAGAGUGAGGAGGGUCAUGAAGGCGUUGUAUGACUUCUCUGGGAGCAGUGACGAGUUGAGCUUCAAGGCGGGAGAUGAGAUCGUUGUGGUCAACGAAGUGCUUGAGGACUGGUGGCUUGGGGAGAUUGGUGGACGAAAGGGACUGUUCCCGGCGAACUAUACGAUCUUCAUCAAAACUGUCGAAUACUCCGGGACGAAGUUCAAGAAUACGAGCAAUUCGAGUAUCUUGGCGUUAGGACGUGGAUCAGGCAAAUUCUCGUCGGAGGACGAGGAGAUCCGAAGGACGCUUGUUGAACCGUCGGAGUCGGAGUUGAGUAUGACCGAGGAUGAGCAGGAGCAUGAGCAUGAACAUGAUGGAGAUAGUAUCAAUGGAUGGCAUCCAUUUGAUGAUAGGAAUCGAAGUAGCAGUGGCAGCGCGGCGGUGCCAUCCGGUAUGGUGAUGCCACUCGGUGAAAGGGAUCGUAAUGUUGCGGAUGCUGCUAUUCCUCCUUAUGAUGGCCGGUCGGGCCCCCUUGUUGAUGAUGCGGAGUUUGAUAGAAGGCUGUCGACUUCUUUGGCGAAAUUGGAUGUCCAGCAGCAGCAGCCACCUCUGAACGCGACUUCCCACUCGCCGAGUCCGUCUCCUGUGAAAAGGAUGCCGCCACCGCCGCCGCCUCGACGGCAAACGACGAGUAACGGUGUGGGCAAUUUGCCUCCGCCGUUACCGGUUCGUAACCUUGUAGCUCCUGUGUUACCGAGUCGGACGCAUUCGUCGAACGCGGCACUGCAGAGUCUUGCUACACCUCAGUUGUCGUUGAUGGAUCGAAAGGCGCAUUCGGAUACGAGUUCGCCGUUUGAGAGUCAGAGUGAGUUGAGUUUUGAUGCUGUUGCAACUACGACUACGGCCAAGUUUGACGCGUGUGCUACGUGUGGGUGUGGGGAGUUUGUUGAGGACCCAUUUAGAGGGCAUGGGCUUUGUGCGAAUUGUACGCAUGCGCAUGUGUGAUGAGGGAUACCCUGUCUGUGCUCAUGAUUAUUUUUUCUUUCUUUUGACUGUUCGGUUUGGCUUGAUGUAUUUUGAACGAAUAGUGCAAUGACCCCCGCAUGCAUGUAUAUAAUUAAUGUGCG
This is a messenger RNA of Fomitiporia mediterranea MF3/22, 2683 nucleotides long. Its product is annotated as BAR-domain-containing protein. Gene Ontology annotation, biological process: endocytosis; actin cortical patch localization; plasma membrane tubulation. The record is from RefSeq and is a predicted model, not a curated record. The transcript is spliced from 6 exons. Gene Ontology annotation, cellular component: medial cortex; actin cortical patch; Rvs161p-Rvs167p complex. NCBI's taxonomy places the organism in Eukaryota, Fungi, Basidiomycota, Agaricomycetes, Hymenochaetales, Hymenochaetaceae. Gene Ontology annotation, molecular function: lipid binding; protein binding. The coding region runs from base 201 to 2561 and encodes 786 amino acids.